This is a messenger RNA of Nomia melanderi (Alkali bee), 2996 nucleotides long. RefSeq names its product pug C-1-tetrahydrofolate synthase, cytoplasmic (gene pug). Gene Ontology annotation, cellular component: cytosol. Gene Ontology annotation, molecular function: formate-tetrahydrofolate ligase activity; methenyltetrahydrofolate cyclohydrolase activity; methylenetetrahydrofolate dehydrogenase (NADP+) activity. Lineage: Eukaryota; Metazoa; Arthropoda; Insecta; Hymenoptera; Halictidae. Gene Ontology annotation, biological process: tetrahydrofolate interconversion. The record is from RefSeq and is a predicted model, not a curated record.
AUGUCGACUGAUGUGCGAGGAGUGGUGCUAUCUGGAACCGAACUUGCGACGGAAAUACGUAAAAAUCUAGCAAAAGAUGUACAAUCGAUGAAACUAAAACUGCCGAGUUUUACACCUGGCUUAGCUAUCGUACAAGUUGGCGGCCGGGAAGAUUCAAACGUUUAUAUCAGAAUGAAAAUAAAAGCGGCGGGCGAUAUCGGAAUCACUGCAGAUCACGUUAAACUUCCAAAUACUACAACGGAACUAGAAUUAAUAAACAAAGUAAAUAAAUUAAACAAUGAUCCAAAUAUUCAUGGAAUAAUUGUGCAAAUGCCUCUUGAUACUGUGAACAAAAUUGACAGCCAUAUGAUUACCGAUUUAGUCUCCCCUGAAAAAGACGUGGACGGAUUAAACACGAUUAAUGAAGGAAAAGUUGCAAUUGGUGAUAUGACGGGAUUUUUACCGUGUACUCCAAAUGGAUGCAUUGAACUUAUCAAAAAGAGUGGUGUCCCAAUCGCUGGCGCUAAGGCUGUAGUUUUAGGUAGAAGUAAAAUCGUCGGUACACCUGUAGCAGAAUUAUUAAAAUGGAACAACGCCACUGUAACAGUGUGUCACUCGAAAACGAAGAAUCUACCGGAAGUUGUUUCGCAGGCUGAUAUCGUAGUUGUUGCAAUUGGCCAGCCACAAAUGGUCAAGGGAACCUGGAUUAAACCUGGUGCAGUCGUAAUCGAUUGCGGAAUAAAUUCCAUUCCAGAUGCGACUAAGAAAUCUGGACAACGUUUAGUAGGAGAUGUUGAUUACGAAGAAGCCGCGAAAGUAGCAUCGUAUAUCACCCCAGUACCCGGCGGGGUAGGCCCGAUGACCGUGGCUAUGUUGAUGAAAAAUACGGUAGUAUCUGCUCAAAGAGCAGUGGAGAGAAUUUUAAGCACCAAUUGGAAACUUAAUAUCUUAAAGAUCAACCCACAAACUCCGGUUCCCAGCGAUAUAGCAAUUUCAAGGAGCCAAGAACCAAAACCAAUCACAAUUCUAGCGGAAGAGAUUGGACUACUCCAGAACGAGAUCAGUCCUUAUGGAAGUAAAAAGGCAAAGAUUAGUUUGAACGUCCUGAAGAGAUUGAAGGAUCAGCAGAGUGGAAAACUUGUAGUUGUUGCUGGUAUUACACCAACACCUUUUGGAGAAGGCAAAAGUACUACAUCACUAGGUUUGGUACAAGCUUUGACUGCGCAUAAGGGAAAGAACUCAUUUGUUACCUUAAGACAACCAAGUCAAGGUCCUACAUUUGGUGUAAAAGGAGGAGCUGCAGGCGGAGGAUACUCACAGGUUAUCCCCAUGGAAGAAUUCAACUUGCAUUUAACCGGAGAUAUACAUGCCGUUACAGCAGCCAAUAAUCUGUUAGCGGCACAAAUCGACGCCCGAUAUUUCCAUGAAUCAACUCAAACUGACAAAGCUCUUUACGACCGACUUGUACCAUCAAUUAAAGGUGUAAGGAAAUUUUCGAAAAUACAAUUACGACGCCUACAAAAACUUGGCAUUACGAAAACCGAUCCUAAUAGUUUAACAGAAGAGGAAGCUAAAAGAUUCGCAAGAUUAGACAUCGAUCCACAGAAUAUUCCUUUCAAUCGAGUAAUCGAUACAAACGAUCGAUUUUUACGUAAAAUUACUAUUGGUCAAAGUUCAACUGAAAAAGGAAAAACGCGGGAAACAUCUUUCUCUAUUUCCGUUGGUUCUGAAGUAAUGGCAAUACUCGCUCUAUCCACCAGUGUCGAAGACAUGAAAGAGAGACUUGGUAACAUGGUAGUAGCUUUCAGCAAAAAUGGAGAACCCUUAACAGCCGAAGAUUUUGGUAUGACUGGAGCAAUGUCCAUUUUACUGAAAGAUGCCAUUGAACCAACAUUGAUGCAAUCUUUAGAGGGAACUCCAGUUAUGGUUCAUGCUGGACCGUUUGCAAACAUCGCGCACGGAUGUUCCUCGAUUAUUGCAGAUGCAAUUGCAUUAAAAUUAGUUGGACCGGAAGGUAUCGUGGUAACCGAAGCCGGGUUUGGUUCUGACAUAGGUAUGGAAAAGUUCUUCAAUAUUAAAUGUCGAACAUCUGGACACACACCAAACGCUGUUGUACUCGUUGCAACUGUCAGAGCACUGAAAAUGCAUGGUGGCGGCCCUCCUGUAACUACGGGUGCUACCUUGAAAAAAGAAUAUCUUGAAGAAAACCUUGAAUUGGUCAAAAAAGGUCUUCCAAAUCUUCAAAAGCACAUUAGUAACGGAAUUAAAUUUGGUGUGCCAGUUAUUGUUGCUAUUAAUGUUCACGCUACUGACACAAAAGCAGAAUUGGAAUUGAUAAAAGAAGAAGCAAUUAGAAGCGGUGCAGCUGAUGCAGUAAUAUGUAAUCAUUGGUCACAAGGUGGUACUGGUGCUACAGAUCUUGCAGAUGCAGUUAUAGCCGCCACAAAUAAAUCCAGCGAUUUCAAAGUAUUAUACGACUUGAAUAUCAGUAUCGAAGAGAAGAUUAAUGUCAUUGCAAAAAAAAUGUAUGGUGCGGGACAAAUUGUUCUUGCAGAUAAGGUACAAACGAAAAUUGAGGCAUAUAAUAAAUUAGGAUACGAUAAAUUGCCUCUGUGCAUGGCAAAAACAUCAAACUCUUUAACAGGUGAUCCAUCAGUUAAAGGCGCUCCUACAGGUUUCUCGCUCAAUAUUACAGAUAUUUUUGUAUCUGUUGGUGCUGGUUUUGUAGUGCCAAUGGUAGGAGAUAUAAUGAUGAUGCCAGGUCUAUCUACCAGACCAAGCAUUUAUGAUAUGGACUGGAACAAUGAAACAGACGAAAUAGAAGGCUUAUUUUAAAUAUUUUUGUUUAUAUUGGAGACAUUCAUAUUCCUAAUGUGUUACAAUAUUUUAUUUUUUCAUAUUUUACAAUUAAUUCUGUACAUUCAAAUUCAUUACAAGACACAUACCUCUAAAGAUUAAAAAUAUUAUUUUGUAUUAGAACAAAGAAUAAUAAAGCCACAUAUUUAUAUUUUUCAUUU